This is a messenger RNA of Notodromas monacha, 1412 nucleotides long. The record is from the annotation of a GenBank genome assembly. Lineage: Eukaryota; Metazoa; Arthropoda; Ostracoda; Podocopida; Cyprididae.
AUGCAGGAAUACUACGAAGAACUGAAAAUGGCCAUGCUGAGAGUUUGCACGGAAACCAGAACGGGAAUCGCUCGGAAUCGUAGUAUUACGAAGUCUAGAUUAGUUUUGGCAAAGAAAACUGUGGGUUCGGGCGACGGUAACGAAUCUGGAGAUGAGUCUGCCAGUUUCCUGCGGAAAGGUUUGUCCUCUACCACGACCAUCUUCAAACUUAUGGGGAAGUUGGCGCAGCGAUCCACUUCACGACAGGGCUCUGUUGUUUCUGGGCUCGGGCCGGGUUUGCCGGAUCGAAGUUUGGAGGUCGUACCGGAUGCGGAGGUGUCAACUUUGGUGGCUCGUUCUCCGGACCUCAGCCCGUACACUGCAGUUCCUUCGCCAGGGUUUUUGCGCGUCAUUCUCGUAGUUCUCUUGUCUCUCAUGGUUUGCAACGUGCUGCUGUUCAACCGUCUAUGGGCCUUGGAGCGAAAUUUGACAGCGGACCGGACAAAUGGAGUUUUCGCGAGAUUCGUCAUUCCGGAUUUUUGUGAGCCUCUUGAAGAUUCUGAUGAAGUUUUGCGGCUGUUCCGCGAGCAAGAGAAAUCGCAUUUGGAGGAAGUUGCGCAUUGGAGGAUUGUGAUUUCGAAUUCCGCUGCACUUCUGAAAGAAGUUGAAGGUUCUCUGACAUCAUUGCAGGAGCGUCUGGUCCAUCAUCCGCAAAAAAUGCGGCGAACUGCGGAUCGGCUGCAGUGGUUGAUGGCGAACGUUGUCGAGCCAGAAAUCAGCGUUGAAGACGACAACGAGUCUGAUGAGUUGCGGUGAAUGUGCACAAAAUGAGUCCCGCUUUCGGGUUAGGGGGUAAACGCGCUUUAGGAGCUGUGGGAACGUGAAUACAUAUUUUUUUCUAGAAUGGGGAAGAUGAGAGAAAGGAAAAAAGGUGAUUUGUCUUGAGUAUUUCGUCUUUGUUGGCGUUUGACGUGGCGGAAAAGUCAUUGGCGCUCCCGUGUGACUGAUUGUGAGAGGACAAAGAAAUUUUAUGUGAUAUUUCAAAACGAAGGGAGUGGCAUCUCAGUUUUAUUACAGCAGUUUUCGUCGGGUGGUAAUAAGGAGUAUUGUUGGAAGGAUAUUGGUUGGAAAUUAUUUUUCAUAGAGCGUCUCAAACUUGGGAUACGUAGCUGUUGUAAGAAAGUUUGCUGAUGAGAAAGGAUCAGGGAAACGACCCUCCUUUGCUUUUUUUUUUAUUAUUUUAGGAGGAAACAAAGUGCGUAUCAUUGAUUCGAAUUGCUGUUAUGUUCAGGUCGUCGCGGAAGUUUUAAUCGUAUUCUUCUGCAUAUGCUGAGGUGAUGGUUGCAUUUCUAGUUUGAUCGCUGGCCCCUUGUUAUAAGCUUGAUCUAACUGUUCUUGUGACCCAAUACAAUUUUCCCAGGAAACCAAAGGUA